UACCGCAUGUUACGAAAGUACCGUGAGGUGGUCAACAGGUAAAAAGACGGUCGUUCAGAUAGUUUUCGUUCUCGGUGAGGUUCUUUUGGGCGUUUAGUGAACGUUAGUUGACACUUCCUCAUUGGUGGGCUCAUUUCUUCGCAUAGCCUGCUUGCUCGCUCACUGUAUCUUCGAUUUGCCUGAAUAUUCAGCAGGAUCAAAGUGUGUCGGUUUUCCUUCUGUGAAUGGUGUGCUUUCGACGUCUCUGAUUCGGACUUGGGAUUAUCUGAUCGGCGAAUGUCGUGAAAACUUUAGGCUUUUUAGGUUUUUUGAAAAUGAUAUGAAGUUUGUGUGCUGAUUUACGAAAAGGAAAUUCAACAAUUCAAAAAUGGAGCUGAAAUACAUAAUCUUGACCAUUAUUAAAAUACUGAUAUCAGUUCCGAGCAAUUUCCAUGUGAAUGCAGCAGCACUAAUGGGAGGAUAUAUGGAUAACAGUAAUAACACUCGGGACCUUCUCAACAUCUCAAUCGAUAGUGAUGGCACAUUCCAACAGGAAGAUUCUUCGAUGUACCGUUCUCAAAAUGAGAAUUACUCCGGCUCUUCAACAGAAACAACUGGCUCUGAAGAAAUUCCAGAUCCAUCUCCUCUAGUUAUACCAGGAUAUAAUUUACCAGAAAAUAUCUUCAACAAGGGAAAACCAUUCUACAUGGAGAAGGACCCAGUGACUGGAAAUAUAGACUUUACCAAUAAAACCUUAUCUCCGGUAGAAGAAGACUUUUACGAUUAUGAAGAAGAAGAGCAACAGCCUGAUAAUAUUUAUAGCAAAGCAAACAUAGAUCGGAAAGAUGGUAGUAUAGGUAGUCACAGGCCCAGCGAUAUCAAUCAACUCUCACCGAAUUUUCACGACUUUCUUAACCUUCCAAUCAAAUAUAAUCCUGAUAAAUACGUUUAUCCUUUGAUAUCGAGCAGUUAUGCCAACACGAAAGUACAAGGAAAUGUGAACAAGCAUCAUAACCAUAAGACUCACAUAAGUAAAUAUCCAACGUACAAACCAUCUAAUUCUUAUGGAUCUAACUCUUACAACAUUUUCGAACAUAAGGAAACAACAACAACGACAGCAAGUACACCUUCAACUACAGUCUAUGUCAAGUCAACACAAAAACCUAUCAGUUAUCCUAGUUUCAGUGAAGAUUUUUCUGAUGACUAUUAUGGUAGUUCAGAGAAAAUAAAGGAUGAAUAUGAUUAUCAAAAUAAGGAUAAUGUGGAAAGUACUUCAAAAAUUGCUGUUUCCUUCCUUACAACUACUACACCACCCCCACCAACAACAACUAGAAAAGUAAUUAGUUUGUUUGAUCAGUUAUUUGGUGAAUAUGAUGAAACCGUUUCCACUACAGAAAGAACUAAACUACCAUCACUUUUCAUGAAUUUACCAUCAAAUAAAAACAGAGAUAGCGAACCAUCCAGAAAUGAGGCAAGCUCAACAACACAAACCAACAUGAAAACUCCCAAUGUUGCAACAGGUUCAAACAUGGAAAUGGAUAAUCUCUAUGAAGAAUACGAUGAUUACUUUUACAAUAAUCCAAAGAGUUCAGAAGUUCCCUCAUCAAGUACUCGUUUGCCUACAUCACCUUCAACAUCAACGUCCACUACUACUACUACAACAACUACUACCACCACCACUACCACCACGCCACCUUCAACAACUACAACCACAAGAAAACCAAUAAAACCUUCUACAAUUUAUAAUUCCCAUAGUUAUAUGGAUUCUUUUUCGCCAAUGAUUCCUUCAACUACGAAGAAAGUAGAACCGUUCAGUGAAUCCAUUCUUUCUUCGAAAGUUACAUCACUACCUCUUGGUGAUAAUCACGUAACAACUCCUAAAAUAUCCUCCUGGUCAUCUAAUCAACAAGUACCACAAUCCAAUAAUUAUCAUCCUGUUAUUAUUGCAACUCAGAAUUUGAGGGAUCAGCUUAAUAACGAAAGAGUUGUUCCCAAACCUUUUUCAGUACACACUCAAUACGCCCCCAGCUCUAGUAGCAUACACAUUGCACCAGAUCAGGAUACAGUAUCCUUUGUGGUUGGUCACCAUCAAAAAACAGAUGGAAGUUCUUUUUCAACCAUCAAUUCACAAAAUGACUUCGAUUCAAAUUAUUACCAACCUGUGUAUGGAGAAGGAUCAUACGAAAAAGAUGAUAUAAUAUAUAACAACUCCCCGGACUCUGUUAUAUUCCAACAACCAUCAAUGAAACCUCACCAUGAAGUCAGUGGAAGUGUUGUUACAAUUCAAACGCAAACUAACUCAGAAGCUUCAUUAUCUAUUGGAGUUCCAGUUGAAGACGUUAAGAAGAUUCCUGGAAAAGUGAUGGACGCGAAACUGGAGCUGGAUAAUGAAGACUCAGGAUUAGCUUCAAUAGGUUCAAAAAUUGUUUUUCCCAAUGAGAAAGAAGUGUCGUUUGUCAGUCUUCAACCGCCAUUAUCUACAGUAAAUCCUCCGGUAGCUACGUCGAAUAGGGAGAUUCUCAAGUUGGCAUCCAAACCAAUGUUUCAUCAGCUUCCCAGUGAUUUAACACCUCCCAAAGAGAAAGAAGGUAAGCAUCCAAGUCGCAUAGAAGUUCCAAGACCACCAUGGGAUCCCAGACCAGGACAUUUCUUCAGUGGCAAGUUGGAAUAUUCUAGGCCACCUCGUCCAUUUCCAGAUGUCGCCUUCAAGAGAAUAGACACGUUGCCGAAUAUCCUUCCACAAUUUCGACCUAAUAUGAAUACACAUGGCCCAGGAGGUAUGCAUCAUCCACAUGGAAUACAUCGCGGACCUUCUAAUUUCUACGAUAACAGGUUACAUAGAGAACCUUUGCUAGAAAGACCCUCAAAUCGCCCAUUAGAAUUCUACGAAAACCUUCAACCACCUCCUUUACCCCCAAAAGGUCUACACCAUUACAGAAAACUUCCGCCAUUACCACAAGUAUCUCAACAUUUGGAACAAAGAACGCCAGUGGCUCAGGAUAGAAAAGGUGAAGAAUAUGUUAGGAAACAGCCACCAGUAUCGAAGAUAAUUUUAGAACCGCCAAAAGUAAUUGGGCACUUGAAGAAGGAAGAUGGUGCUGUGGAAACUUUACAGAUGUUGCAAGCUAAACAAACUGAGAAGAGUGAAUUGUAUCAGGAACCAGUUAAUAGUUUAUUCCAUGAAACGAAUAAGACGGAAAAGCCAGUAUACGUUGUGUAUCCUGUGAAUACUCCACCAAUUAAAUUGGAUGUAAUAGAUACUAAUAAGAGGGAGAGUGUGGUGAUAGGAACAAGAGCAGAACUUCCCUUACCACCAUCGGAAAUCAACAAAGAGUUCAUACAAGAUGAAGAUCCCAUUAUAGGAGUAAUCGACAGAAAUGAUGCUCCGAUUCUGAAACCACAGUCGAGACCAGCCGUUUUUCCUAUGAAGUCCGAUUUUCCUUACCCUCUUGAAAGACCGGAUAUUUCCGUUCUACAUCCUGUACCAGAUGCAACAAACAAUAGAAUUGGCUCAGAAGAUAUAUCGCGCCCAGAAAAUGAGGGAACCUUUAUUUCUAACAAUCAGUGGAAUACCUUAGAUGGUGGCCUUGAGUCAAGGAUCGUAACAGGACAUAAGAUCCACAAUAAUAUUUUCGCAGAAAAACCUAUAGCUGUUGCGUAUACGCCUACUGAACCUUCUGAACCAAGUGUGCAAAACGAAUUUUUCGUUCCUUCAUCGGAAUCUCCCAAUAUUCACUAUGUCUCCGCUAAAAAAGAAGUCGGUCAAAAUUAUCAGAGCGAAUCUAAUCCAUCCUUAUCCAACCAUAGAACUGAAGAUAACGCAAGCGAUAAUAUGAAUGUUAGAACGGAACAAGAUUUCCAAGCACCGUUUCAAGCUAGUGUUAAAGUUGACUCACCGUCACAAGGAUGGUCGGUGAUAAGAAGAAGUGACACAAAAUACAAAAGCACUGAAGACGUUGAGACGACAACUGUGGCGCAAGCUACUACUAGUGAGUUUGAUAUUGAAAAUUUCAAACCACAACUCGAAGGUGGAUUUCGACCGAUAUAUACAUUUAGGAGUGAAGAUGCGAACACCAAAGUAGAAGAAAGACAAGAAUAAGAGAAUAAAUUUUUCGAUUCACCUGAUUUUUGUGUAGUAACUUAUUUUCAACAUGAUAUUGGAGUUGAAAAAAAUGUAUAAGACUGAUAAUUGAAGAAGUCGCAUCUAUAUUGAUAAUGCCUAAUAAUUUUCGUAGCGAAAAAGAUAAUGGUUAUCUGAUUGAAUGUUAGGUUAUUAAUGGAAUAAGUUACCUCAUCUGUUUCUUGUUUUUUUUGAACAGCUCUCUCAUACAAAUUCAUAAUGCAUUAAAGGGAAGAAAUGUAAUAUUAUGUAACUUGGUUAAUAGGUGAUUUCUUGGUUAACUUCUUUUAUUAGACUUUAAGUGCUGUUAAGUUUAUAUUUUCAGAAUAUUUCUGAAGAAUUGGGUAUAUUCAGUGAGAAUGUUAAUCUUUUGAUGAUUCUUACUGAAAAUGGGUAAUGAAAAUUUAGGACAGGAUAAAUGGGAUUUUAUAAUAAGCAAUGAAAAUCGUUGUCUGUAAUACAAGUUGGUUUAACCUCUGUUACGAAUUAUAUGAAAAGUACGUAUAGAUAUAAUUUUACUGGAAUCCUAUUUAUUUAAUUUAUUAUUUAUUUAUUUAUUAUUGCCGAUGUACAUAGUUGAUCUAAUCUUAUUGAAAUUAAAU
This is a messenger RNA of Harmonia axyridis, 4701 nucleotides long. RefSeq lists its product as uncharacterized. The transcript is spliced from 3 exons. NCBI's taxonomy places the organism in Eukaryota, Metazoa, Arthropoda, Insecta, Coleoptera, Coccinellidae. The coding region runs from base 368 to 4078 and encodes 1236 amino acids. The record is from RefSeq and is a predicted model, not a curated record.